AUGCCCUGGGGCAAGUCGCGCAAGCGCAGCAUGGACGUGGCUGAUGAUGGUUGGAGUCCGAUCUCUUGGGCUGCUAGAUGUAUCGAGGACGAAGAUACAGUAGGGAUAAAAUCCGAAGAUUGCGAUUUUUCAAAGACCAUUAAGUUGCUCAUCGACAAUGGUGCCGACACAAGCGUAAGGCGUACCAUAUACGAUAAAAACUUUGAGGCUCACGAAGUUGGACCCUGGGAGCUGGCUCAGCGCACCGGUCAUUCGCCCGAAGUGCUUGAACUUUUGAAGCCCAGCAGCAGCAGUGGCAGCGGCACAGAGGUCCCCAAGCAGCCCUCUGGAGACCUCAGUAGCAGUCCGGGUAUUAGAAGUGCUGCCAAAUCUGAGGCCAAUCCUAACUCAACUAAACUACACCGGCCGAAACUAGGUCGGUGGAAGAGUGGGAUGGAGGACUGUCAGAUUUGUUAUGCGGCAAUUUACGGCAUGGUUUACAAAUGCCAGAGUCCCAAGUGUAUACAUUAUUAUGUAUCGAACAAAUGCCUAGGAUCCGUUAGGCUAUUUCACAAACCGGAACUGCUGGAGGGUAGCGAGUACAACGAGGUUGAGGCCCAUGGGUUUGUCGAUCUGAAAGACCGUGAAGUCCCGGAUGUACUUGAUACGGAUUCCGAAGACUGGUCUCUAUCUUCUGAAGACGAUUGA
Molecule: messenger RNA, 687 nt
Organism: Pyricularia grisea
Lineage: Eukaryota; Fungi; Ascomycota; Sordariomycetes; Magnaporthales; Pyriculariaceae
Exons: 2
Coding region: 1-687 (228 amino acids)
Source: RefSeq, a predicted model, not a curated record